Fusarium sp. VM40 is the source of this 1479-nucleotide messenger RNA. NCBI's taxonomy places the organism in Eukaryota, Fungi, Ascomycota, Sordariomycetes, Hypocreales, Nectriaceae. The record is from the annotation of a GenBank genome assembly.
AUGCGCGAGAUAGCAGCAUUGAUGCCACCCAACUGUCAUCCUCAGCUUUACUAUACCGAGAUAACCCAUUGUUAUAACAUCAAGGGCAUUUUCUACCUCGAUCUCUGGCCCAUCGGCCCCGGAACGGUUGUCAUAACAGAUCCGAAACUCAUUGAACUAGCUCCAGUCCCCAAGCCAUUGCCUGUACACCCCCAAGCGGACAAAUUUCUGUCACUUAUGGUUGGAAAGGGUUGUAUCGCAGCACUCAGUGGUGGAUUAUGGAAGAAGAUGCACAAUGCGAUGAGUCCUGCUUUCUCGCCGACUCAUGUCCGUAACCUUACCGGUGUAAUGGUCGACGAAACUGCAGAGUUUAUAUCACAGCUGGACAAGCUUUCUGCUACCGGAGAAAUAUUUUCUAUGGAAGAGGCGCUGUCCAAGGUGUUGUUCGACAUCGUUGGUCGUGUUGUCUUCAAUGUUCCUCUACAUGCUCAGACAACCGGGAGUCAAGUACAUGCAGAUCUGAGAGCACUGGUAAACCUUGCUCGGCAAGAAACCGAUAUCCGCGUCGCAUACAAUCCCGUUAUCCAAACCUCCCGUCGCUGGAGGAGACGCCAAGUUGUCAAGAGGCUUGAGUCGUCUCUGCUUGACAGAAUUUACAACCGACUUGAGUUUUUGCUUAGUCAAGGAGCUGUUCCGUCAAGACAGAAUCCGACGAGUAUUCUGGAUCUCAUACUCCGGGAGUACGUUGAAGGUUUAAACAAUAUAGGGGACAAAAGCCACGGCGAACCAGUAAAGCUUUCAAAAACUGACGAAACUUUAAUUCUAAGCAGCCUUAGAAUCUUACUUCUAGGGGGUCAUAGUACCUCAACAAAUGCUCUCAGUUAUCUAUUCAUGCUUCUUAGCAAAGCACCCGACGUUAUGGAGAAGAUGCAUAAAGAGCACGUUGAAGUACUCGGAACUCAUCCCCAAACGACGCUCCGGACCAAUCCAGAAACUCUACAUAAGCUAACUUACACAGAAUCCGUCAUAAAGGAGUCUUUGAGGCUCUUCCCUUCAGGUUCCAGUCUUCACCAAGGCCCUCCCGGCGCAACAGUGUAUCACAACGGUCAACACUUCCCCAUCGACAACGACCUCGUCGUAACAACAAAUGGCCACAGCAUACACAAUGACCCCAGCAUCUAUCUCGAUCCCACAGCCUUCCGACCAGAGAGAUGGCUUGGCCCGGACAAAGUGUCGUUGGGAUCAGGGUACUUUCGACCGUUUGGAGGGGAUGGGCGGUCCUGUCCCGGACAGGGCAUGGGGAUGAGUAUGCUCAAGAUAAUUGUGGUGAUGAUGGUCGGGGAUUAUACGUUUGAGUGUGCUGGGUUGAAGGCAAAUGGGAAGCCUAGGACUUUGCAUACGGAUCUUGAUGUGACGUUUGGGGAUAUUGUGUUUCAGCAGUUGGGGUUGGAGGGUAGGCCGAGGGAUGGGAUGAUGAUGGCUGUUAGGAAGAGGACGUGA